AGUGUCUCGUAUGCCGGUCACGCAAACCCAAUCGACAUCGCGCAAGCCGCCCUCAGUACAAGUUUGAUUCCGUCGCGCAUCAGUCGCCCGCCAUAUAGCCGGUCGUCAUCGCACACUGUUUUGUUGACGCUAAGUGUUAAUUGGCCUGAGUGCCCUUGGAAGCAAUUCGCAGGCAUCAUCAUGGUGCCUCUGUUGAUACUGAUAUCGCUGGUGACCACCACCCUGAUAUGGGCUCUGAGCCACAUCGUGAAGAAUAUGCUCCUGGUUCGGGAGUUGCAACGCAAGCUGCCGAAUUUCGCAACCAUCCCGGCGAAGCCAGUGCUUGGCAAUGCACACCUCUUCAAGCGAGAUCCGACGCCUCCGGGAAUCUUCGCGACCUUUACCCGGUUCCACGCCCGCUACGGUAACGAUCUUAUCGGUCAAGGUCUGUUUAAUCAGCCCGUGCUGCAGGUGACCAGUGCACCUGUUGUCGAGCAGGUAAUCCAAACGCGAACGAUUAAAAAAUCCAUUAUCUACGAGUUCAUGCGACCCUGGCUGAAGGAGGGGCUGGUCACUUCUCUGGGUAAGAAAUGGGCCCAACGAAGACGGAUCAUUACGCCGGCGUUCCAUUUCAAAAUUUUGGAAGAAUUUCUGGGAAUAUUCAAGGAGAGGACCGAGGUUCUGGUGGACAAGCUGAAGGAGCAGGUGGGCAAGGGGGACGUCAACAUCUACGAACACGUUACGCUGUGUACGCUGGAUAUCAUUUCGGAAUCUGCGAUGGGAGUGAAGUUGAACGCCCAGGAUGACCCCAACUCGUCGUACGUGCAAGCGGUGAAGGAGAUGUCCGACAUCAUUUUCCGACGACUGUUCAGCGUAAUGCGAGAUUUCAAAAUAGUCUUUCUGAUGAGCGAAGCGGCUGUACGUCAAAGGGAGGCAUUGCAAACUUUGCACAAAUUCACCGAUUCCGUUAUUCUCCAACGGAAGGCUCAGCUGGACGAUGAACAAGCACGGAAAGAAUCGCAGCAAAAGCUCGAAGAGACCGACAUCUACGGGAAGCGUAAAAUGACCUUGCUGGAGCUACUGCUGAACGUAUCCAUCGAGGGCCAUCCCCUGACCAACUCGGACAUUCGCGAAGAAGUUGAUACCUUUAUGUUUGCCGGACACGACACCACAACUUCUUGCAUUAGUUUCUCCGCUUAUCACAUUGCCCGACAUCCGGACGUACAGCAAAAGCUGUACGACGAAAUGGUCAGGGUCCUUGGACAAGACUUCAAGAAUGCCGAGUUGACCUACAGUACCCUACAAGAGCUGAAGUAUUUGGAGAUGACUAUCAAGGAAACCCUACGAAUCCAUCCGUCCGUUCCGAUCAUUGGGCGGAAAUCCGCCGGGGACAUGAAGAUCGAUGGACAAACCAUUCCAGCCGGUGUCGACAUAGCGGUCCUAAUCUACGCCAUCCAUCACAAUCCGGAGGUUUUCCCGGAGCCGGACAAGUUCGACCCGGAACGGUUCAACGAGGAGAACAGUGCCAAACGGCAUCCGUACAGCUACAUUCCGUUCAGUGCGGGAGCGAGAAAUUGCAUCGGUCAGAAGUACGCGCUGUUGGAGAUUAAGGUUACGCUGGUUAAGUUGCUGGGCCACUAUCGGCUGUUGGCGUGCGAGCCCGAAAAUGAGGUUAAGAUUAAGUCUGACAUGACGCUGCGUCCCGUGAAUGGGACGUUUGUGAAGAUUGUACCACGAUAGACUGUGUUUUAAUAAAAAUUAACACCAAAUCACAA
Molecule: messenger RNA, 1754 nt
Organism: Aedes albopictus (Asian tiger mosquito)
Lineage: Eukaryota; Metazoa; Arthropoda; Insecta; Diptera; Culicidae
Product: probable cytochrome P450 4d14
Exons: 2
Coding region: 181-1719 (512 amino acids)
Molecular function (GO): heme binding; iron ion binding; monooxygenase activity
Source: RefSeq, a predicted model, not a curated record